CGUCGGAGUUCUUCCCCUGCAUUUCCAGUUUCAAUUUCAAUGUUCCCUCAGGUCCACUUUUCCCCGUCACGUCUCCUUCCUCCGCUCCACGGACGGCUCCAUCUCCGGACAGCAAACCGCACGGCUCCGACAUGGGCGCACUCCUGAAGCUGACCGACGCCGUACUCUUCCUUUUCUUCCUCGUAAUCGCCUUGGUGGCGCCGUCGCUCGACGCUCAGACCUGUCUCCCCGCCACCAUCUUCCCCGAGUUCCUGGUGGACCUCAAGUCCUGGUACGGCCGCGAGUACGGGGAUUAUCUAGUCACAGAGAAGCCCCACUUCUUCGUCGGCCUCGUCUGGCUUGAGCUCCUCUUCCAGUGGCCGCUCUCGCUCCUCAACCUCUACGGCCUUUUUGCCUCGAAGUCUUGGUUCGGGACAACCUGCCUGAUUUAUGGCGUCUCCGUAUUCACUUCCAUGGCUGCAGUGAUGUCGGAGCUGGUCAGGUCUGGAAAGGCGUCUGAUAAGCUCCUAACAAUGUACUUUCCUUUUGUGGGAUUUGGCGUGCUGGCAAUCCUGCGAGGGUUGGUGCCGAGUUCUAGCAGAGGCUCUUCGAAUAUCGGGAAGAGGCCUGUUCUGGGAAGGAAGAAAAGGUCUUGAAGUGCAUCAUCAUCGUUGGAUCAAUGGAUCUGAUUCUAGGCAGUGAAAAUCAUCCUGGUUUUGUAUCAAUACGUCCUGAUUUUGGUUAAGAGGUGUUUAGCUCGAGAGCUAUUGAAUAAAUGAGAGAUAGCAUGGCAUUUCCUACUUCGACAUUAAGCAUGGUUUAAUGUAACCCAGGUGUAAGAUUUCAAGCGAUACAUUGUUUUCAUCUUGACAGUGGCAUCUCAUAUUAAGAGGCAGAGCCUUUUCCAGUGUU
Molecule: messenger RNA, 891 nt
Organism: Punica granatum (pomegranate)
Lineage: Eukaryota; Viridiplantae; Streptophyta; Magnoliopsida; Myrtales; Lythraceae
Source: RefSeq, a predicted model, not a curated record